AUGGCAAUCAAAGAAGACUCAAUGCAUAAGCACAUUUUUGAUUUGUAUGACAAAGAGCAUGAUCUCGUAGUAAACAUGGAUUGCCUUGGAGACGCUGCAAGGCUUCUAGGAGCUAAUCUAUCAGAUGCAGAAAUUGAAGAUUUUAUGUCAGCACUUGACAAGUCUGAACCGCUGAUUGAGUUUGAGACAUUUGAAGAAUUAGUAAACCAGUUGAUAGCUAAGGACAAAAUUUCUAAGUAUGACCUUAUCAAACGUUUAGAGCCGUUUGAUAAAGAUCUUGACGGGAUGGUGGCUGUCAGUGAUAUAAUUAACCUUCUCUGUGGGCCUGGGGAGCCAUUAUCAAGAGAAGAUGCUGAAGAAAUUCUACACGAUAUUAACCCGCAGAAUUCUCCAAAGAUUUCGAUUACGUCUCUUAUAGACAAUUUAUUAAGAAAUGAAUUAAUCUAA
Messenger RNA from Blepharisma stoltei, 447 nucleotides. The record is from the annotation of a GenBank genome assembly. Lineage: Eukaryota; Ciliophora; Heterotrichea; Heterotrichida; Blepharismidae.